AGGGUUUUUACGGUAGAGAGUCUAAGGUGUUGCUGAGAAGUAGUGAGGGGCAGCACAACCGGCGGCAUAAGAGGCGGCGGGAAGAGUCAAUUCACAGACACCAAACUGUAACAUGGCGAGAGGAUUGAAGAAACAUUUGAAGAGGCUCAAUGCCCCAAAGCAUUGGAUGCUUGACAAGCUUGGUGGAGCAUUUGCUCCCAAGCCAUCUUCAGGGCCACAUAAGUCCAGGGAGUGCCUGCCGUUGAUCCUUAUUAUGAGAAACAGGUUGAAGUAUGCACUGACAUACCGAGAAGUUAUUGCCAUUUUGAUGCAACGGCAUGUUUUGGUCGAUGGCAAGGUCAGAACAGAUAAGACUUAUCCUGCUGGCUUCAUGGAUGUUGUCUCAAUCCCUAAAACAAAUGAAAACUUCCGUCUGCUCUAUGACACCAAGGGCAGAUUUCGUCUCCACUCAGUCAGGGAUGAAGAGGCAAAGUUUAAGCUUUGCAAGGUCCGAUCUGUCCAAUUUGGGAAGAAGGGAAUACCAUACCUCAAUACUUAUGAUGGGAGAACCAUCCGUUAUCCAGAUCCUCUUAUAAAGGCCAAUGAUAGCGUCAAGUUGGAUUUGGAGACAAACAAGAUUGUUGAUUUCAUUAAAUUCGAUGUUGGGAAUGUUGUAAUGGUGACUGGUGGCAGAAACAGGGGACGGGUUGGAGUCAUUAAGAACAGGGAAAAACAUAAGGGUAGCUUCGAAACCAUUCACGUCCAGGAUGCACUUGGCCAUGAGUUUGCUACUCGCCUGGGAAAUGUUUUCACGAUAGGUAAAGGUACAAAGCCUUGGGUGUCUCUACCAAAGGGGAAAGGCAUCAAAUUGUCCAUCAUCGAAGAGGCAAGAAAGAGGCUUGCUGUGCAAUCAGCUACAACUGUUUAAUGGCGUUCACCUCCAAGGACACGUUCAAUCGAAUCUAGAUUUGGAUGUACGUACUUAUUUCGUUGGAUUUCAAUUUUCUUUUGACUUUAACACAUUUUAAUUUUUUGACGAGCUUUAAUAUUUGAGGAACCAUAUGAGCUUAUUUUCAGUUAUUCAUAUCAAGCUUUCUUGGAAUUAGACUUAAAGCAGGAAACAUGUAUCAAGCUUAGAAACAGACGUCUAGAUUGGAAAUAUGAUGUUCGAAAUAACAUGUUGACCACUGAAAUAUAUGCUGAAA
Messenger RNA from Olea europaea var. sylvestris, 1184 nucleotides. Its product is annotated as 40S ribosomal protein S4-like. Gene Ontology annotation, biological process: translation. Bases 113 to 907 code for a protein of 264 amino acids. NCBI's taxonomy places the organism in Eukaryota, Viridiplantae, Streptophyta, Magnoliopsida, Lamiales, Oleaceae. The transcript has 5 exons. Gene Ontology annotation, cellular component: cytosolic small ribosomal subunit; ribosome. Gene Ontology annotation, molecular function: structural constituent of ribosome; RNA binding. The record is from RefSeq and is a predicted model, not a curated record.